UUCAGAAACUUUAUGCAAAAGCGAUCUAUGAUAACUUUGCUGACUCGCCGGAUGAGUUGGCCUUCAAAAAAGGCGAUGUCCUCACAGUCAUAGAGCAGGACACCGAUGGCUUGGAAGGCUGGUGGCUAUGUUCGUUGCGUGGACGCGAGGUCAUAACUCCCCAGCGUCACGGUGAUGUUUAUAUCUACAACUGGCCGGCAGCAGCUUCUUCAUCUUCAGUCAGUCAUCGGCACAGUCAGCCACACCAGCCACAUCAAUACCAUCAUCAGAGUCACCCACAUUCACAGUCUCAGCAGCUUUACAGCAACCAAAGUAUAUACCAGAACAUAUCCAUGAUGUCGGCGGCGGCCGCAAACGGCAGCGGAAAUGGCAGCGAGUUCGAAACUUACGAUACACCAAAGCCGGCCACCCCAGUCAAUUACGAUUGCCCCAAGAACGUGUGUCGCACACCAACGCAACUGCGCUUCGGCGAUAAUAUGCCGCUAAACAUGAAAGUCUGCUCGACGCCUAUUCAAGAAGAGUCCUACGACGUGCCUCGUCCACUGCAGACGCUCGUCCAGCAUCAAAGUACACUGACGCCUAGCAGCUCGAAUUCAUCGCUGCUUACCAGUGACAGUCUGAGCCUAUCAUUUUCAUCGUCGAAUCGUUCAUCGCUGGCGAAUAUGCCCGACUACGAUGUGCCGCGUCGUAAUCCGCUGCCGGUUCGUGCGGUUCAACAACAACAGCAACUACUGCUUCAGCAAAGGCAGCAGUCGGUGCAGUUUAUCAAUGGCAACUGCUCAACCUACGACUUUCCACUGCCGUCAAAUCUUUCCACACCGGUUGCGGAGAAGUCCUCGCCCAACGCUACGCUGCUGGCAGCAGCCGCUUCGAAGGAGUUGCCAUUGGAGUUAUCCUCAGCGCUGCACACCCUCGAUAAGCUACAAUUCGAAGCAACAACAGCAAUAACAAAGUUGCUGUCUUUUGUCACGCCGAAUUGGCGUCUACGCGAGAAACUUGAACCGGUAUUGAUGGAUGUUAAAUUAACCGCUGUUCGCUUGCGCACCGCUCUACAUGACCUCAGCGAAUUCGGUGAAGGCGCACUGGGCAACGCUACCCGCUCGGAGGAUCGCAACUUGGCGCUCAAAUUGAGGCCACAUGUGCGGGCCCUGCGUGAUGCUGACAAACUGAUACACGACACCACCGAGGCACUGGACGCACAAAGCUGGGCAAUCGAGCAACUUACGCGCAACGACGAGAAGUUCAAGACCUUCUGCAAACCGCCCGACAGCCUUGACCAGCUCAUUGCAUGCGCGCAAACCCUCACUGAGGAUGUACGGCAAACAACCUCCUUCAUACACGGCAACGGCUCACUGCUAUUCAAACACAGUCUGAGCGAGGGUGGCGAGGAAGAGGCGGACAGCACGAAGGCUGAAAGCGCUGCGGAAGACCAAAAUACACCAAAGCGAGGCAGUUCAGAGUGGGUGGAAGACUACGAUUACGUUUCUUUUGAGUCCAAAGAUGCCGCAGCGAAGAAGAACUCGGCUUUGCGUGAGGCAAUACCGGCAAAUUUGAAAAAGAAUUUCGACACGGUCAUCAAAGCAGCCGAGACAACGGUUAUGGCCGCUUCCAAUGUGAUGACAACACCGGUAAACAACAACAACGCAAACGCAAAGAAACAGGAGCUCACGCAGAAGGACAAAAAGUUGGUCUGCUAUUACGCGGUGCAAAUAUCCACACACAUGGGCAACUUGCAGCAAGCGAUCGACUCUUUUCUGGAAACUGUCGAGAAGAAUCAGCCGCCGAAAUUUUUCAUUGCCUACGGCAAGUUUGUGGUGGUGAGCGCGCACAACCUGGUUACCAUUGGCGACAUUGUGCACCGCAACGUCUCUAAGCCGGAACUGCGCGAGAAGAUUUUGCGCUACACAGACGCGCUGUCCGAGGCGCUGAAAACGUGCGUGCAAAAGUCAAAGAAGGCCGCAGCGCAAUUCCCCAGCGUCACAGCUGUGCAGGAAAUGGUUGACUCCGUGGUGGACAUCAGCCACUUGGCGGCCGACCUGAAGGUGGCCAUGUUGCAAGCCGUACAGCUAAGUCUAUAAAUGGGCUGGACACGAAUUGUGUUGCAUACUGCUAGCCUACACACAUCGGUAUACAUACAUACAUACAUAUGUAUGCCACUAUAUACUGCAUAUUAUGGAAGGACCGCAAAGCAACACAAAUUUUUGGCAUUUGUUUUUGUCAAAGGCUUCAAAAGUCUUCCACCCCUUAGAGCAGAAAUCCGAGAGCUAAUUAAAACUUAAAAGCGCUGUUAAAUAAAUAAAUGAGCUUCAAUGCUUUUUGCUUCCAGCAAUAAAAUAUUGUCCAAAAUAUUACGCACAGUGGAGCUAAGGGACUCGUAUCUAAAGGAAAUUUAAGCACAUAAGAAAACUUACAUAAUCAACUGGCGCUGACUGCUCGGCACAAUGCCGGAAACGAAAACGCCAAAUUCCUGUCGUUUAUAGAGAGAUGAUUAAACGGUAUUGCAAUAAUGGGAAACGAUUGGGCAACUAAUUAGCAAACGAUUUUCCGAAUAAGUUGUGUUAAGUGCCCGACCACGGUGAGCCGACGAAGCACUUGCACAUACAUAUGUAUUAGGAGUAGCGUACGCUCUACUGUGGACACACAAAUGUGUAUGUAUGUAAUUAGUAAAGUUAAUUUAAAUAUAAUUUUAAAUGUGAUAUUUUAAGCGAACAGUGUUUAAGCAAUUAUUACAUAAAUCGCAAAUUUCUACAACAAAUGUGUUUAGAUGCAAAAAGAUGCACUUAUACAUAUACUAUAUGUACAUUAGUAUAUAGAUAUUCGUGUGUAUUUAAAGUCUAAUUUAUUUUACUUUCUUGUAAAUAUUUCGUUAUCAAUGCAGCAUAUCGCCCUAAUACGAGUUGUAUUCACUUUAAACCCCACUAUAGUAUAUUAAAUUUCUUAUCUUUAUUUUAAAUUAUCGUUUAAUGUUUAAGUUAUUUGUAGAAAAAGUCCGUGGAAGCAAUUGCAUACAGAAGUAUGCUAUGAGACUUUUUUUUUUUUAUUUCACUGCAGAAUCGCUAUAAACAGUGGCAGUCAUACAUUUCGACAUAGUCAAAAAUCUUAAAGAUUAACAAAAAACAAGCAUUUAUUACAACGCUUUUAUUUUUAUGUAAAUUAUUGCAUUACUAUACUUACAUAUAUCGUAAAUUGUAUGUAUUCCUAUGCUAGCAGAGAAAUUAAAACGAUACAAGUGGGCAUGGUAUCCUAUUGUACCUCUUAUACGAACGAGGAAAUUAUGAAAUUCAAUAAAAUUUAAUAUAGAAAAUAAA
Messenger RNA from Rhagoletis zephyria (snowberry fruit fly), 3308 nucleotides. Its product is annotated as breast cancer anti-estrogen resistance protein 1-like. Gene Ontology annotation, biological process: cell migration; cell surface receptor protein tyrosine kinase signaling pathway. NCBI's taxonomy places the organism in Eukaryota, Metazoa, Arthropoda, Insecta, Diptera, Tephritidae. The record is from RefSeq and is a predicted model, not a curated record. Gene Ontology annotation, cellular component: plasma membrane; cytoplasm.